Molecule: messenger RNA, 561 nt
Organism: Venustampulla echinocandica
Lineage: Eukaryota; Fungi; Ascomycota; Leotiomycetes; Helotiales; Pleuroascaceae
Product: DNA replication complex GINS protein psf3
Exons: 2
Coding region: 1-561 (186 amino acids)
Biological process (GO): mitotic DNA replication initiation
Cellular component (GO): GINS complex
Source: RefSeq, a predicted model, not a curated record
AUGUCCUAUUACGACAUCGAUGCAAUUUUGACAGAUGCCCAAAAAGUUCCCUGCACCUUCGAACUCGACGUCCCCUCCUUAGGCUACUUGGACAAUAAUGCUGGCCACACGCUCAGGUCUGGUACUCGUGUGGAUCUGCCGCUCUGGCUCGCAGAAAUGCUCGCCGUCUCCGCGCCAUCCUCCUCGAAAUCUCUCGUGACGCUAGACAUACCACCCAGUCUUGCACCCCGCGUCAUGAAUGCGCUCAAGGCAGACCCUAAGAGUGUCGAUCUACGAGCAUUGGCCCAGCACUUUUAUGGCCUAGGUGCUAGGAUAUUGGAGCUGUUUGAGGAGGAGGAGAUCUGUGAUGUUCUAAUGGAGGGUUGGAGGACGAGGGCGGCCGAGAUUAGCGACCAUGCAAGUAAUGCGGGUCAGGGACAACGAGGCGGCGGGGGCGGUGUCGGAAGUGAUGGGGUGGAGUUUUUGAGGGGUUUGGAUGAGGCUGAGAGGGGGUUAUUUCGAGUACAACAUGAUAGCUCCAAGGCGAUCAGGGUUUGGAUGGGGGAGACGAAAAAGGGGUGA